Chinchilla lanigera (long-tailed chinchilla) is the source of this 1328-nucleotide messenger RNA. Its product is annotated as mitochondrial inner membrane protein COX18. Gene Ontology annotation, biological process: mitochondrial respiratory chain complex IV assembly; protein insertion into mitochondrial inner membrane from matrix. Gene Ontology annotation, cellular component: mitochondrial inner membrane. Gene Ontology annotation, molecular function: membrane insertase activity. The transcript has 7 exons. The record is from RefSeq and is a predicted model, not a curated record. The coding region runs from base 49 to 966 and encodes 305 amino acids. Lineage: Eukaryota; Metazoa; Chordata; Mammalia; Rodentia; Chinchillidae.
ACACGCGGGCUGCCGGCGCAUGCGCGGCUGCCGGCGAGGGAGUUGGACAUGCUGUUCCGCCUGUGUGGCCCGUGGCGCCCGGGGAUGCUCGGCCUGCGGCUCCGCGCCCGACUCCCCGCGCCCCCGCUGUGGGCGGCGGCCACAGUUCCCGCGCUGGACCCAGGAGGCUGGUACGAGAUGCUGGCCUCGUCGGCGCCGGUGCGCGCGGCGGAGGGGGCGCUCGCGCUCGCCGCCGCGGGCCUGCGCGGCCUGCUCACGCUGCCCCUGGCCGCCCAGCAGCGCCGCGUCCUGGCCAAGGUGGAAAAUUUGCAACCAGAAAUAAAAAACAUUGCUAGGCGUCUUAACCAAGAAGUUGCAGUUUGUGCUCGUCAGUUGGGCUGGUCCCGAAAAGUUACCAGGCUUACUUACCUAAAGAAUAUGAGGAGGCUUGUCUCAGAGCUGUAUGUUCGGGAUAACUGUCACCCUUUCAAAGCUACUGUGUUAGUCUGGAUUCAGCUUCCAAUGUGGAUCUUCAUGUCUGUUGCCCUCCGGAAUUUGAGUACAGGGGCAGCACAUUCAGACGGUUUUUCUGUUCAGGAGCAGUUAGCCACGGGUGGCGUUUUGUGGUUUCCUGACCUCACUGCCUCUGAUUCUACUUGGAUUUUGCCUAUCUCUGUGGGUGUCGUCAACCUGUUGAUAGUAGAGGUUUUUGCUCUACAAAGACUUGGCAUGUCCCGUUUCCAGGUGUGCGUCACUUACUUUGUGCGCGCUGUGUCAGUGCUGAUGGUUCCCAUCGCUGCGACUAUGCCCUCAUCGAUUACCUUCUACUGGUUGUGCUCCAGCCUCAUGGGCCUUGCACAGAACUUGCUGCUGUGUUCUCCACGAUUUCGCCAACUUUGCCGAAUACCAUUGACCAAAUCACAGUCAACUACUCCUUAUAAAGACCUCUUUGCUGCCUUUUAUGCCAAGUUCAUAUCAAGAAAAUGACAUAUCUUACAGUAAUUUUGAAAUGAUUACAGGUGUCACUAUCACCCUUAUGUAUAUAGAUUUAGAAGUUGUUUAAUUUGCUGUUAUUUUAAAAUCAUAAACUCUGAAGACGGUGGCUUAAAAUAUAAGCCUGGUCUUUUUGACAGUAAUGAAAAUCUUUUUAAGUGCUAGAAAUGUAGUUACGUCUAAUUGUAAGAGUAUAAAAUUGGAACCAAGUAUUGUCUCUAGAAAACUUUGGAGAAUUGUUAGGGUUUGUGUCUCGGUGUCCCCGCUAAAGCCUCAUGUAGCCAUGGGGCAGGCUUUUAGAGUUUGAUUGAUUAUGGGUGUGAGAGCUACACCCGCCCUGGGGUGGAUAGUUUGCA